Protopterus annectens (West African lungfish) is the source of this 1239-nucleotide messenger RNA. RefSeq names its product calmodulin-like protein 8. The coding region runs from base 130 to 411 and encodes 93 amino acids. The transcript has 5 exons. Lineage: Eukaryota; Metazoa; Chordata; Ceratodontiformes; Protopteridae. The record is from RefSeq and is a predicted model, not a curated record. Gene Ontology annotation, molecular function: calcium ion binding.
GAGCAAAGCACACAUUACUUACCUGUUGUCUCCAGGCAAGUUCAAUAUAAACAAAGAUCAUAAGUCACAGAACAAUCAUACAGAAGCUUUUCGUUAUUCAGAGACUUUUGAGAAAACUUACAAGAAAGGAUGUCUACAAAUUUUCAAGAAAAAGAAUGCAAAAAAGAUUUUCCACUGCUGGAUGGGUCUCAUAACUUUGAUGAAAAAGAAUGCAGAAAGCAAUUUACACAACUUGAUACGGACGACUCUGGUUAUCUUAAACCAGGUGAAAUAUAUGAAGUAUGUAAAAGCUUGAACAUAAAUGUUACACUAGAAAAAUGCAAUCAGCUUGUGGCUGCAUAUGAUACAUCAGGUGAUGGGCAGCUCAGCUGUGAUGAAUUUAUUGCAGCCAUGCAACCACGUCCUAAAUAGCAAGAGAAGAAAAUGACCACUCGCAUAGCGGCUACUUUCACCACAACAAAAAAGGAAAGGAAAGGAAAAACUCUGCACUAAACAAACCUGUGUUAAUCACAAACUCUUAACAAUACAAAAAGGGUUUUGAUCAAUGUAGUAACUGCUUUCAACUGUCACAGAUGCUUCUAAAAUGCCAUUAUGCCUGAUAACUUCAAGAGAAUAAUUAUUACUUCACAAGAAUAUUUAAUUAGGGUGUAGCUCAAAACAUUGUGAGAAAUAAUUUUAAAAUUAAAUGCAUGCAGCCUUGUUUUACAUGCUAAAUAACAUUAGUCAUUAUCUGACUGAGCCCAUAGUUAAAAAAAUAUUUCAAAAAUUGCUUGGUGUACUUAUCAUUCAUUAUAUUUAUGCCAGUAAAGUUAAAUUUGCUGCCCCAUGAAGAUUAAUAUGCAUAACUAAUCAUAUCAUUGCAUUAAAGCAAUUAUUUUGCUCAGUCUUAUAAUUUUCCUUGCAAGUUUCAUUAUGAACUGUGCUUACUCCUUUCUUGUUUUUCUUAUAUUUAUACAAGCUAAGAUGUAUUACUUAUAUGUACACGGACUGAUGGUGUAGAGAUACUGAUGAUGUAAUCUUCCAUUUCAGCAUAGAUCAUUAUUUAUUUCAUUUUUGUUAUUUUGCAGGUAAUCAUAAUUUAAACUUCCAUCUGGUUAUAAAUCAUUAGGCAUUUUCUGUGAACAGUUUUGGAUGGAAAUCUUUUCUCUAAGCAUUUGUUAUUUACCUGCCUUCUGUAUGAGAGUUAUCCUUUGCUGCUAUAAAUGUUUAAUGUGAGAAAACAAUAAAUUGCUCCAUGAA